Ilex paraguariensis (yerba mate) is the source of this 606-nucleotide messenger RNA. Lineage: Eukaryota; Viridiplantae; Streptophyta; Magnoliopsida; Aquifoliales; Aquifoliaceae. The record is from the annotation of a GenBank genome assembly.
AUGUUGCUUUACAAGCAGAAGAAAAACCAGGCUGGUAAGGGCAACAGGCUCUUGAUUAGCAUCAACGUGCUAGGAAGCGCAGGCCCGAUCCGAUUUGUGGUUAAUGAGGAGGAGCUUGUUGCUGCUGUGAUUGAUACUGCCUUGAAAUCAUACGCUCGUGAGGGUCGCCUUCCGAUUCUCGGCUCUGAUCUCAACAAAUUUGUUCUCUAUUGUCCCCAUGCCGGAACUGAAGCUCUGAGUCCUUGGGAGACAAUUGGGUCGAUGGGGGUUCGGAAUUUUAUGCUGUGCAAGAAGCCACAGACAGAAAAUGCUGUUGAUGAAGGAAAAUCGGCGGCCACUCCUUUGGUUAGAAAAGGGUCUAGCAGCUGGAAAGCAUGGUUCAAUAAGUCUCUGAAUCCUAAGAUAUCUUCGCAUUGAAUUGAAAUGGAUUAUGGGAACGUUUUCAUUGGUGUUUACUGUUUAGAAUCCUAAUUUGGUUUUCAAGUUUGUUGUUGGUGUCUUUGUUUCCUAUGUUUUCGUUUUAGGUUUGAGUCGAGGUCAUUCGAAUUGCACCUCAUGAAUAAAUGUAAACCUUUGAGGUUUUCUACCUUGAAAUAAUAAGUAGAA